Molecule: messenger RNA, 534 nt
Organism: Dibothriocephalus latus
Lineage: Eukaryota; Metazoa; Platyhelminthes; Cestoda; Diphyllobothriidea; Diphyllobothriidae
Source: the annotation of a GenBank genome assembly
AUGAAAGAUGGACAGCUCUCAAGGCGUUAUACGAGGUCAUGGAAGUGUCAAGUGUCCGUGGGCGAGCUUUACCGCUGGAUUCUGGCUAAGUUGUCUGAUAAAGAUAUUAAGAGGGCUCUGCAUAAGUACAGAGACUUGAUGCCGCGCCAGUCUGACUGGAACCGCAAAUUAACACAAGCCACAAACAUGCCGGAGCUUGGAUUCCGUUACCUCUAUCGGUGUGGCCAAAUCGACGAGAGCAAUCACCGAACAAUGCAAAAAAUGCUUAAGUACAUUGAUAGACAGGAUGUACUACCGUAUUUUGAUACAAUACUAUACAACACUAACAAUGCUAACUGUUCAAUAGAGGAUUUAAGGCGAGUGCUCAUUGAUAAAGUUGACGCCUUCCUCCAAUACUCCACGGCACUUACAGACGAUGAAGUUCACCCCGAAGAACCUUACGAAAUAAGCCAGUGUCAGCCGUUGGAAAACCUUCGAAUGACUAGGUACUUGCUUAUUUAUAGAGUACUUUAUAAUGCUAGGUGUUUUAUUUAG